CAUGAACCCUAAAAGAAGAAGACUUUCUUCUUCUAAACCUUCUUUAACCAAAAACCCUGAACCAGAUUGGUCUGAGCUUCAACCUGAACUUCUACAACUUAUACUUUCAAAACUAUCUUUCAUUCAAAUCCUCCGUUUCAAGGCAGUUUGUUCUUCUUGGCAUUCCGUUGCAAAUUAUUUUCUCUCUUCUUCAUACUUCACUCCAUUCUCUAGACCACCAUUGCUCCUCCUUCCUGCUAACCAAGAACAACAUGAUUCUGACACUCGCUGUUUGUUUAGUCUUGAGGACCAAAAGAAGUACUAUAUUAAGAACAUAGGCAAAAAGCUUGGUGAAGAUUCUUGGUGCAUUGGAUCCUCUCAUGGCUGGCUAGUAGUUUUAGACAAUGAAGCUAUACCUUUCCUUCUCAAUCCUUUCUCGCAAUCUCAAAUUCAACUCCCUUUAUUAGAUUUUUCAAAGUUUGGUGUUCGUAAGUCCUAUUUCAUUGACUAUCUAAGGAAAGUUUCUAUUACCAAAGCUGUUUUACUGUCUGCUCCAUCAAAUAACAACUACAACAACUAUAAUACUGUUGUAUUAAUGUACGGAUACCGUUCUACAAGGCUCGCAUUUUGCAAGAUUGGAGAUUCUGCAUGGAGCACCGUUCUUGAUGGUGUAUCUAAUAAUAACCAGGAUUACUGCGACAUUAUUUGCUUUAAUGAUCUUGUUUAUGCGUUAACGGUUAAUAUUUCGAUUGAAGUUUGGGAUUUUAGUGCUUCCUUGCCAAGAAAGAAAAGUGUAAUUCAUGCUUCAAUUCCAAGAACAAUGACAGAAGCUAUAGAGACUUAUAGAGGUUCACAUUUUAGCCGAAGUUAUUUAGUGGAAUCAUGUGGUGAGAUUUUGUUUAUAAUUAGGUUUAUAGGAAAUUUUGUUAAUCAAGAAGGGGAAGUUGUUGAUGAAGAAUAUCUUUUGAGUGAUGCAGAUACGCAGCCUUUGGUUUGUCCUUAUAGAACAAAAAAUUUCCAUGUUUAUAAGUUGGAUGGGAGAGAGCAGAAAUGGGUCGAAGUGGAGAGUUUGAAGAAUCAAGCUUUAUUCAUUGGAGGUAACCAUUCAAUGUCAGUUUCAGGUCAAGAUUUUUCAGGGUUCGAAAAGAAUUGUAUUUACUUUACAGAUGAUAACUGGGAGCAGAUGAAUGAAGAUUACUUGUAUGGAGGUCAUGAUCUUGGCAAGUUCAACCUUGAAGAAAAGAUUGUGAAACCAUUUUGUGAGUUUGAUGAUUUAGAUGAGAGUAAAAUUGAUCCACCACCUUUUUGGAUUUUUCCAAAUCCAUGGUGAGUAACUGAGAAAUAUGAUUCUUAGUUACUGUUCUGAAUCUUUCUUUUACG
Messenger RNA from Jatropha curcas, 1359 nucleotides. RefSeq names its product F-box protein At2g26160. Gene Ontology annotation, molecular function: protein binding. The record is from RefSeq and is a predicted model, not a curated record. NCBI's taxonomy places the organism in Eukaryota, Viridiplantae, Streptophyta, Magnoliopsida, Malpighiales, Euphorbiaceae.